Molecule: messenger RNA, 6303 nt
Organism: Lymnaea stagnalis (great pond snail)
Lineage: Eukaryota; Metazoa; Mollusca; Gastropoda; Lymnaeidae
Source: the annotation of a GenBank genome assembly
GCAUCUCACAACAACAACAUGAAGACUUCACACGACAACAACCUGAAGGCAUCUCACAACAACAACAUGAAGACUUCACACGACAACAACCUGAAGGCAUCUCACAACAAGACCCUUAUAGUAUUUCAUAUCCAAAAGUAGCAUCUGAAGAUAUCUAUCAAUCCGAAACAGAACCUGAACACAUUGCUCAAUUAGAAACAGAACCUGAAGAUAUCUCUCAUCCAGAAACAGAACCUGCAAGUAUCUCACAUCAAAAAGAGUCUGAAGGUAUCUCACAAAGAGAACCUGAAGGUAUCUCAUUUACAGAAACAGAGCCUGAAUGUAUCUCAUUUACAGAAACAGAGCCAGAAGGUAUAUCUCAACCAGAAAUAGAACCCGAAGAUAUAUCACAACAACGAGAACCUGAAGGUAUCUCACAAAAACAACGUGAUGGUAUGUCAUAUCACCAAACAGAACCUGAAAAAUUACAUCAUUCAGAAACAGAGCCUGAGCAUAGUUCUCGGUUAGAAACCGCACCUGGAGUUAUCUCUCAACAAGAAACAGAACUUGAAGAUGUAUCACAACAAGAACCUGAAUGUAUCUCAGAACAAGAACCUGAAUGUAUCUCACAACAAGGACCAGAAUGUAUCUCACAACAAGGACCAGAAUGUAUCUCACAACAAGGACCAGAAUGUAUCUCAGAACAAGAACCUAAAGAUAUCUCUCAACAAGAACCUGAAGGUAUAUCACUUCAGGAACCUGAAGGUGUCUCAUAUCCAGAAACAGAAACAGCUCCUGAAGUUAUCUCUCAGUCAGAAGCCGUAAAAGAAGAUAAAUCACAAGAACCUCAAGGCAUCUCAUAUCCAAGAACAGAGCCAGAAGUUAUCUCAUUUCCAGAAACAGAACCUGAAGAUAUUUUUCAAAAACAACAACCUGAAGGCUUCAAACAAAAACAACCUGAUGGUAUCUCACAUCCAAAUACAAUCCCUGAAGACAUCUAUCAAUCAGAAACAGAACCUGAAAACAUCUCACAAAAAGAAACCGAAGGUAUCACACAACAAGAACAUAAAGGUAUCUCACAACAAGAACUUGGAGGUAUUUCAUAUUCAGAAACAGAGCCUGGAGAUAUCUCUCAAACAAAAGCAGAGAAUGAAGUUUUAUCUCAAACAGAAACAGAGACUGAAUAUAUCUCUCAAACAGAAACAGAAGAUAUAUUACAACGACAAGAAACUGACGAUAUAUCACAACAGCAAGAACCUAAAGAAAUAUCACAACAUGAACCUGAAAAUAUAUCACAACAUGAACCUGAAGAUGUAUCACAACAUGAACCUGAAGAUGUAUCACACUAUGGACCUGAUGAUAAAUCACACUAUGACCCUGAAGAUGUAUCACAACAUGAACCUGAAGAUAAAUCACACAAUGACCCUGAAGAUGUAUCACAACAUGAACCUGGAGAUAAAUCAGACAAUGACCCUGAAGAUGUAUCACAACAUGAACCUGAAGAUGUAUCACACAAUGAACCUGAAGAUAAAUCACAUAAUGACCCUGAAGAUGUAUCACAACAUGAACCUGAAGAUAAAUCACACAAUGACCCUGAAGAUGUAUCACAGCAUGAACCUGGAGAUAAAUCACACAAUGACCCUGAAGAUGUAUCACAACAUGAACCUGGAGAUAAAUCACAAGAAAGGGAAUUAGAAAGAAACUUACACGAAAAACCUGAAACUGAUAUUAAAUCACAAGUAAAAACACAUUCUGAUUUUAUCAUAAAACAAGAAACAGGACCUAAAACUUUUAGUAAAAGUGUCUCAAAACCAGAAAUAAAACAUGAAAAUAUAUUACAACCAGAAAAUAAACUAGAUAGAAAAGUUGAUCCAAAGACAGAUCAUGACAUUAUCUUACAGCAUGACACUGAAUCUAGUGGAAACAUGUAUCAAGAGACAGAAGAUAACACUAUUUUACAACAAGAAACAGAGCCUGGGGGUAUUUUACCAGAAGAAAUAAAAAUUGAAUAUGUCUCGGAAUUAGAACCUGAAGUUCAAGACGCAACAGAAAUCGAAGGCACUUCUCAUCAUGAUACAGAAGCUGGAGAUAGUUCCCAAAAAACACAAUCAGAACGUGUGGAACACCAAGAAAUUAUAUCGCCAGACGUAUCACCUCCAGAAACUACUCAACCUGAAGCUUGCUUUAACCAAGAAACAGACAAUGUGGACACUGCAGCUCUAAAACCAGAGCUUGGUGGCUGCCAGAUAAUAAAAGAGCAUUAUGGUGCUUUGCAGCCAGAAGAAAAAGAGCCUAAAGGUGUUUCGCAACUAGAAUCAGAAUAUACUGCUUUAAAACUAGAGACAAAACGAAGUUUUUCACAAACGGCUACAAAACCAGAAGGCGUUUCACCACAAAAAAAUGAACGAGGUAUCUCACCAUCGGAAACAGAAACUGAAGGUGUCUCGCGAAAUGGAUCAGAACAUUUAAAUUUCUCGCCACUAGACACAGAACAAGGGGGCUUGUCCUUUGUAACAGAAGAUAGGGGAGUUCUGAAAGCAGGAACGGAACAAUUCUUCUCCCACCCAGAGACAGGCGUACAAGGUAUCUGGCCACCAAAAGCAGAAGGCUUAACAUCACUGGCAACCGAUUUGAAACACAGUAGGCGUACAACAAACUUUAUUGACGGCAGCGUAGAGGCUGCUUCGGUUAGUGAUGACAGCUUUGUUUUUAAGGAUGGGACAUCAUUCGAUGUUACGAGCCGUUCACGUGGUUUCAUGAAAAAUAACGAUUCAGGCGCAGUAAGUGACUGUACUAACCACCCUGAACAUACAAUUCCUUCAACGCUUGAACUUAUUGAUGCUGCGGUACAUGACGUAGCCGAUAGUACAUUCGGAGCGCAGGCAACCAAUGUAAGUGCAAGAGAUGAUAUCACUGAAGGUGAAACGAACGCCACUUUCUCUAAUGCUAAGCAUCACGCGACUGGUUUUAUCCCUCGUGCCAACGUUGUUAUUGAAACGCAAGACUGCGCUCGCGGUUUGUUUCUGGGGGACCAUGUUUCUGGAGAUCCUCCAGAGGACAAAACUGAUGGCUUGCUACGUGGUUUAACGGAUGGCAUGUCAUGUGAUGACACGGGUGACACAUCAUUUGACAUCUCGGGCGAUACGUCACGUGACAACACGUGUGAUAUCAUGGACAACGCAUCUGAUCAGAUAACGGACGGUGAGCCGCAUUUAAAUGAUGACGGUAAACGUCGUAGUGCAGGGAAGGUGAGCUGCAUCACUGAUGAAAAAACAAAUGAUACCCUAGAUGGUUACUGUGAGAUCCAAGUGAAUCAUGUCAAGGUGGCAACAACACACAUUACAAUAGAAGGCACGUUUCCUAUUGAAGAUUCAACAAGAUGCAAUACAUAUAAUACAAAUCUAAAAUUAGAUGGUGAAAAACUUCAUAACACAUGUAGUACAGCAUGUGAUGCUACAAGCGACCAAGCACUCAUUGCAUAUAUAUCUCCCAAAAAUACUGCUAGUUCAUCAUCAUCAUCAGAAAAUAGAAAUUCAGUUGAAUGUGACAGUACAAUUACAAUGACCAGAAAACCAUCCUGGACAGAAGAUCAGGUCAAAAUUUUAGUAGCCGGAAAAGAAGAUGGGGCUCAAUUGGCAUUAGGCAAUUGGACAUCACUAAAAGAAGAGACCACCACAUACUUAUUUCAUGAUGACUCGUUAGCCGAAACAGCUAGCUCUCACCCAGAACUAGUCAAUAACUCGUUUACACACGGCGAAACAAUCAAUAGCCGGCCACAAGUGGCGCCUCAGGAGUUGACCCAAGAGAAGGAAAGCCUGCUCCAUCACUUGUGUGAUGAGGUUGACAGUGGUUAUUUUGGGCAAAGUUUGAACAAAUUGGAUCUCAGCAUGGAUCAGAUGAAUAAGUUGGGGGAGCAAAGCGCCAGCAAUGGUGGCGCCAUGGGCCAUAAUGAGCUCAAGCCAAAUGACUUGGGGAGUGGUAUCAACACUGAGGUCUCUAAGCCUACAAACUUGGGGAAUGGUGUCAAUGUUGAUGACCCAAAGCCCAUUGAUGAGCCAAAGCCCACCGACUUAGGGAAUAGUAUCAAUUUUGAUGACCCCAAGCCCACUGAUUUGAGGAAUAGCGUCAAAGCUGAUGACUCCAAGCCCACUGACUUAUGGAAUACCGUCAAUGUUGAUUACUCUAAGCCGACUGACAUGGGGAGUAGCAUCAAAGGUGAUUACCCCAAGCCCACAGUUAUUUCAGAAGGUACAUUUCUAGAAGAUUUUCAGAGUGCAGUUAUGCUUCAGUCAAAUUUUUCAGGGUCUAGAAAACCAAGCGAAGAUCUAAAAUGUAAUUCUGAGGAGAGGAAGGAUAAGAUUUGUGCAAUUGCAUUACAAAAAGUCGUAAAUGUUGAAGAUUUGGACAACUUAACACUUGCUAAUCUAACAGGUAAAGGCACAAAAGAUGAUGAAUUCGUGGAAGACUUCAUUGGUGCUUCUAAAUUAGAAGAGGAUUUAACAAGGGCUACUAAAUUAGAGGACAUUUCAAUAAUUGCUACUAAAUUAGAGGACAAUUUAACAGGAGCUACUAAAUCAGAGGAUGAUUUGACAGGUGCUACUAAAUUAGAUGAUUUGACAGGUGCUACUAAAUUAGAUGAUUUGAAAGGUGCUACUAAAUUAGAUGAUUUGAAAGGUGCUACUAAAUUAGAUGAUUUGAAAGGUGCUACUAAAUUAGAGAAAGACUCAAAAGGUGCUACUAAAUCAAAUGACAAUUCAAAAUGUUCUACUAAUUUAGAGGAUAAUACAAUGAGAGCUCCUAAAUCAGAAGACAAUUCAACAGGUCCUCAUAAAUUAGCUGACAAUUUAACAGGUGCUACUAAAUCAGAAGAAGCCUUGGAAAGUCCUGACAAAAUGGAGGUCUGUCAAGGUAAGUCUUGAAGUAGUUAAUGAACACUUUAAUUUAAUAGGCUACGUGAGUCUUUUCAUCUUUUAACUGAUGUGUGAAUGCUUUCACUAAUUAAACUGUCCUAUAUGCACAUGAUUUAGGAACCAAUUAUAUUUAUAUUUAAGCUUCAACAUUAUUAGAGGAUAACUUGAUAAGUUAAAGUUUAUUGCAGGGCAAUGUAUUUUUAUUUUAAACAAUUUUGUACCCCUUUUGUCCUGUCGCUUAUUCUUAUUAUUGUAUUUAUUAGCUAACUGAUAAGGAAGAUAUUAAAUGAUAAGCUAUGCAGAUUACAAAAGCUAUCAUUGAAAACUAUUCACAUUUAGUAUCACUUUGUAGGCCCUACUCUAUAUUUGUUAGGCUACUCAUUAUCAUCUAAUAUUAGAAUAAUAAACAAGUAGGUAAGAGCAAAUCUAAGCUUGAACAAUGGGGAUCUGAACAGCAGAUACAAAAAAUUGACAUCUUUUUCUAGGACAAAAUAUAUUUCCUUAAUAGAAUACGUUUUUUGUUUUGUUCCUCAGCAGAACAAUGGCUUCUUCCAAUUUACAGUGGUGUGUGCCAUGCCAUGUCCAAACCAGAACUGCCAUACCUAGGAUAAAGAAAUUCAACCACUCAACCUCGACACAACUGGAAACAAACAACUUAAAAUUUCUGUAUAUUGUUUGAACAAUUUAAUUGAAACAUAUUCUAACCUCAUGGUCAGUUUUGUAAUAAAUAGGAAAGAAUUAAUGGAAAACACACAAAAAAUAAACAUUUUUAAAAAUUAAAGGAAAAUUGUAGAGUUUAUAAACCAAGAAAAAAAAAGAAAAAAAACAGCCCAGAUCAACAGUGUAAGAUUCAUUAAGUAAUAAAAAGGAUGUAAAGUUUGAUUAGGAUGUAAUUAAUGAAUACAGACAAGUCAUGUGUCAUGUCUAUUUCAAUUUAUACCAAGUUUAGCUGCUGCAUGUUCCAUCCCAGGAUGGAUAAUCAAGACUCUUGUAGUGUCAUCUUAUAAUUACUAUAGAAAAUGUCUGGUCAAACUAUGUUGGUGGAUUACGACAUUAAAAUCAUCCAUGUGAUGUAAAUGUUCCUGUUUCAUGCCAGAAUAGUCAACCUUUUUCAAUAUUUUUUGAAUUUGGGGCUAUCUGAAAAUUUUAGAAAAUAUUUUAACUGGCAGAAGAAAUGCUCAGCACACAAGGGACUCCUGGCAUUGAUUCGGCACAAUUUUUAAAUGUUAAUAACUCAAAAUACAUUGUUCAAAUAUAACUAAGAACUGAUCAAAAGAAUUUUGAAUGAAUACUUUUUUCACAAAAUUGAUUGAUUGCAUAGAUUAGACACUAACAAAAUUACUGAUAAGUUCUUUAUAAUAGGUUGACUAAAAUUCAAACACACCUAUUAUGAACUAUGAGUGUAUUAUUUGCA